This is a messenger RNA of Prunus armeniaca (apricot), 219 nucleotides long. The record is from the annotation of a GenBank genome assembly. NCBI's taxonomy places the organism in Eukaryota, Viridiplantae, Streptophyta, Magnoliopsida, Rosales, Rosaceae.
AUGGGUGAUCUUCAUGUAGUUGAAGGAAUCACGAAGCUCAACAACAAAAAUUACAACACAUGGGCUACAUGUAUGGAGUCUUAUCUGCAAGGUCAAGAUCUUUGGGAUGUCGUCGGGGGCAACGAUGUUACACAACCACGAGAAGACAACAAUGACACUUUGCGUAAGUGGAAGAUCAAAGCAGGUAAAGCCAUGUUUGCCCUAAAGACAAUAAUUUAA